AUGCAAGUGAAUGAUCUUCACAAGAAGUUUGAGGACUUGAAUGAGGAGAUUACAGCUGCACUUCGGGUGCAGCAAGAUGCAGUGACGAGUGCCAAUACCUUCACUGGUCGCAGUAAUCUUGCUGCGGCACGGAAAGAUGCGCUACGUCUUGCUAAGAAGACAGCAGACUGGCGAGGAGACGUGACGGCGUUAGCGAAACAUAUCGAUCUUCAGCUGCAGAAUAGUCGUGCGUUGCGCUCUCAUUACGCACAGUCGCUGCUGCGUUCGUCAGCUCAGAAGCAACAGGAAGAAGCGGAAGGUUCUCGACUGCGAUGUUUACGCUCGGAUCUGAGAUUGCUGCAGGAGUUCCGGGUGCAUUUUACGGUAUGA
Molecule: messenger RNA, 369 nt
Organism: Phytophthora infestans T30-4
Lineage: Eukaryota; Oomycota; Peronosporomycetes; Peronosporales; Peronosporaceae
Exons: 2
Coding region: 1-369 (122 amino acids)
Source: RefSeq, a predicted model, not a curated record